GUCCCGGCGUGUCUCCCCGUCCGGACGUGGCGCGGGGUCCCGUCAGCUGGGGGGACGCCUCGCGGGAGGCCUCGGCGUCGGCCGGUGCCGCCGUUUUUGGGCGCUCUGCCUGCUGGCGGGCCGGGAGGAGGAAAAUGCUCGUUUUCCCCAAAAUAUCCCUGAGGCCUGAGGUGGAGGACUACCUGAAGGCGAGCUUUGUGAAUCCCGAGAUUGUAACUGCUUCAGGUAAACAAGAAGCAGAAAGGAAGUUUGAAGCUCUGUUAAAUCACCUGUCACACCCUCCAUCAUUCACAACUGUCAGAGUGAAUACACAUUUAGUGUCAGUGCAACAUGUGAAAAAUCUGUUGCUCCAUGAACUUCAGAAGCAGCCUGGUGGGUUCCAUGCUCCCGUUCUGCAGCACCCAGACCUCCAGGACAUCCUUCUCAUUCCUGUUAUUGGACCGAGGAGGAAUAUAAAGAAGCAGCGAUGUGAAGUCAUUGUUGGGGCGCAGUGUGGCCAUGCUGUGUUACGGGGAGCCCAUGUGUACGCUCCAGGAAUUGUGUCAGCUUCAAAAUUUAUGAAAGCAGGAGAUGUUGUUUCCGUAUACUCUGAUAUUCAAGGAAAAUGUAAGAAAGGAGCCAAAGAAUUUGAUGGAACAAAAGUAUUUCUUGGAAAUGGAAUUUCUGAACGAAGCCGUGAUGAACUCUUCAGUGGACUACCAGAACUGAAGGGAAUAGGCAUAAGAAUGACAGAACCAGUGUAUCUCAGUCCAUCAUUUGAUAAUGUACUACCCAGUUACUUAUUUUUACAGAAUUUGCCAUCUGCUCUAGUAACUCAUGUUCUGAAUCCUCAACCUGGAGAGAAGAUUCUAGACAUGUGUGCAGCACCUGGAGGCAAAACCACACAUAUUGCAGCACGAAUGUGUGAUCAGGGAGAAGUAAUAGCACUGGAUAAAAUAUCCCACAAAGUAGAAAAAAUAAAGCAGAAUGCUUCAUUGUUGGGGUUGAAGUCCAUCAGGGCAUUUUGCUUUGAUGGCACCAAGGCGCUUAAACGUGAGAUGGUGGGCACAGAAGGGGAGCCUCCCUUCCUCCCCGAGUCUUUUGACCGGGUGCUCCUCGAUGCCCCCUGCAGCGGGAUGGGGCAGAGGCCCAGCCUGGCCUGUGCCUGGACCCUGAAGGAGGUGGUGUCAUACCAGCCCCUGCAGCGGAAGCUCCUGGCCGCGGCGGCUCAGCUGCUGAGGCCGGGGGGUGUGCUGGUCUACAGCACCUGCACGGUGACGCUGGCAGAGAAUGAGGAGCAGGUGGCCUGGGCCCUGGAGGCAUUCCCUCACCUGCAGCUGCAGCCCCAGGAACCACGGAUCGGAGGCGCAGGCAUGGCGGGAGCUGGCCUCUCCCCAGAACAGCUGCAGCAGCUGCAGCGCUUUGAGCCAUCCGCCGCACCCCUCCAGAGCAUCGACCUGGACUCUCUCCACGGGGCCCGGGAAGAGGACAUGAUUGCGCUGGCAAACAGGGACUGCAUAGGCUUUUUUAUUGCAAAAUUUGUAAAAUGCAAAAGCGCAUAGAAGAAUCCUCAGAAAUUAAAAUUCCAAACAUUG
This is a messenger RNA of Choloepus didactylus (southern two-toed sloth), 1574 nucleotides long. It is a transcript of the gene NSUN6, whose product is annotated as NOP2/Sun RNA methyltransferase 6. The record is from RefSeq and is a predicted model, not a curated record. The coding region runs from base 135 to 1541 and encodes 468 amino acids. Gene Ontology annotation, molecular function: RNA binding; methyltransferase activity. Gene Ontology annotation, biological process: RNA methylation. Lineage: Eukaryota; Metazoa; Chordata; Mammalia; Pilosa; Megalonychidae. The transcript has 11 exons.